AUGGCUGAAGCUUUGGGUCUCGCGGCGAGCGUAAUCGCCGUCGUCGACAUGACUGGCAAGGUCGGCAGCGCCUCGUUCAAGCUCAUGAGGCUCUGGAACGAAGUCAAGGACGUCCCGACCAUGCUGCUCGAGAAGGCCGAACGGAUCCAAGACCUCGAGGAGUUCCUCGACGACACCGAGGACCAGAUCGCCAGGAGCCUCCUGCCCGAGGUGGUCUGCGAUAGGGGCCGCCUGCGGAAACACGUCGCCAAAGCCCGCCGUGCGCUGACCGAGAUCCAAGACUUGGUCGAUCAGUUGCAGGCCAAAGUGACUGCCGAACAGCGGGGCUUCAGGCGGAGGUUCGCGUCGACCAAAGUCCUGCUUCGAAAAGAUGAAUGGAAAGCUUUGGACCAAAAGCUCGAUUCUGCGCUCCAUCUUCUCUCCAUCGCGCAAACGCAGUAUUUGAUAACAUUCAGCUUCUAA
This is a messenger RNA of Colletotrichum higginsianum IMI 349063, 462 nucleotides long. RefSeq lists its product as uncharacterized. The transcript is spliced from 2 exons. Bases 1 to 462 code for a protein of 153 amino acids. NCBI's taxonomy places the organism in Eukaryota, Fungi, Ascomycota, Sordariomycetes, Glomerellales, Glomerellaceae. The record is from RefSeq and is a predicted model, not a curated record.